Messenger RNA from Gaeumannomyces tritici R3-111a-1, 513 nucleotides. RefSeq lists its product as hypothetical. Lineage: Eukaryota; Fungi; Ascomycota; Sordariomycetes; Magnaporthales; Magnaporthaceae. The transcript is spliced from 2 exons. The record is from RefSeq and is a predicted model, not a curated record. The coding region runs from base 1 to 474 and encodes 157 amino acids.
AUGCCCAAUGUGGCCCCCGUCCAUCGAUUCCCGCCGGCCUUGCCCUGCUGUUCUUGUCUGGCAGGGGGGAAGAUGGAGAAAAAUCUGGCGCGGGCUCGUGUUCAAUCGAGCGCGACCAUGGAACCAGAACCCUGCCGUCUCCAUCCUGCACUGCCGUCGUCGGUGCCGCCCAUGUCGGGCACCCUUCCCAGCGUUCCGGGUUUCCCACAAGCGAACCGCAGCCCGCCGCCCACUCCCUUGCAGCAACGCGAAGGCCGGGCCAAUAGCCUACGGGGCCUCGGCAAAGUGAAUAGUCUCGUCGUAUUGGGGGCCAUCGAGUUGGCGGCGGCAGCACAGCACAGCGGCGAGGAGCCAGAUCUGAACGCGGCCGAGCAGGCUUGCCUGGCGGGAGGGGGGCGGCGGCGGCGGCGGGGGACAGCCGGGACGAGCUUGGCAUGCUGCAGGCCGUGUUUAAAAAUAAACCCGGGCUUCUAGAAUAGGAAGCACACCGCCGGGUGCGGCAACGACGGCGGA